CAUGGUGAAAACAACUGCUAACUUUCUGCCCGCAAACUAGCAACCUAAAGAAGCAACAAAGGCGGUUUAAGACAUAUAUUUUGAACUUGAUUGCUAUAUCUGUAAGUAGUUGUUUGCUACUGUCACCAGGGAGUCGGGUGGAUUUAUUUGAAAGGUUUCUGUGCAGGUUAAGUGUCUUGUUAGUCGACGUCAGUGAGCUAGGUAGCUUAAGCUAAGCGCUAGCUCGGAAGCUAAUCCAGAAAAAAAGAGGAUUCAGGCAACGUGUUUGAGGUUUUGCAAAGAGUUUUAUUUCCUCCAAGAUGAGUGAGCAGCUGAGGUUCAUCGUGGAGCAGCUCAACAGAGAACCGUUCAAGAAGAGCUUUAACCUCAUCACGUUUGACUCUCUGGACCCCAUGCAGCUGCUGCAGAUCCUGAACGAUGUGCUGGCUGAGAUAGACCCAAAGCAAGCGAUGGAUAUCCGUGAAGAAAUGCCUGAACAAACCAUAAAGAGGAUGUGUGCUCUGCUGGGGAUGCUGAAGUACAAACCUCCUGGCAACCCGUCUGAUGUGAGCAUCUUCAGACAGGGUCUGGUGAGCGGCAGUAAACCCGUAGUUCACCCUAUCCUGCACUGGCUGCUGCAGAGACUCCCUGAGCUGAAGAAGAGAGCGUACCUCGCUCGCUUCCUGGUCAAACUGGAGGUGCCCGCAGAGUUCCUGCAGGAUGAUGUCAUCAACGACACCUCUCACCAGUACGAGGAGCUGGUGGAGAGUUUCAAGACGUAUCACAAGGAGUGUGAGCUGCUGAGGACUUCAGGAUUCUCCACAGCAGAAAUCAGGAGGGACAUCAGUGCGAUGGAGGAAGAGAAGGACCAACUCAUCAAGCGUGUGGACAGGCUGAAGAAGAGGGUGGAGUCGGUGUCCAACCAUCAGAGGAUGCUGGAUCAGGCCCGACAGCUGAGGGUGGAGAAGGAGAAAGAGGAGUCCCUCACCCAGCAGAGGCAGGAGCAGAAGAACCAGCUGUUCCAGGCGGAGCAGCGUCUGCAGAGGGCGAAGCAGCAGUUGAAGGAUUUGCGUCAGGCUGCAGCGGAUGCAAAUCCAGAGAGCUUGAUGAAGAGGCUGGAAGAGGAGAUCAAGAUCAACUCCUACAUGGUGUCUGAGAAGCUCCCCAAAGAGCUGGAGGCCAUGAGGCGCUCGGUGCAGUACCUGCAGAAAAUAUCUGCAGAGCCCGCCAUGGGCCAGGCCGACCUGCAGGAGCUGGAGGACAAGAUUAAAGAGGCCGACUCUCAGAUCAACCAGAUGAUUGAGAAGAGGAUGAUGAGGAGUGACCCCAUGGAUGACAAACUGAUGCUCUACAGACAGCAGGCCUCCAUCAUCAUCCGGAGGAAGGAGUCGAAGGCGGAGGAGCUGCAGGAGGCGAGGGAGGAGCUGGCGGCUGCAGAGCGGGAUCUGACGGGGAGGAGCAGCCAGGCUCAGGACUCAGAGGGGGGAGAGAUCAUCCGGGCAGACGAGCUGAAGCGUUUGGUGGGGAAGCUGCGCGGCAAGGGAGCGAUGUACAAGAAGAAGCGCCAGGAGAUCGCUGAGCUGAGAGCGGAGUACGGAGUCCUGCAGAGGACAGAGGAGAUCCUCAGGCAGAGGCAUGAGACCGUGCAGCAGAAACUGCAAACUAUGGAGGCGGAGAAAGGCAUCUCGGGCUACAGCGACACUCAGGAGGAGCUGGAGCGAGUGUCGGCCAUCAAGAGCGAGCUGGACGAGAAGAAGGGACGCACGCUGGAUGACAUGUCGGAGAUGGUGAAGAAACUGAACUCCAUGAUAGUGGAGAAGAAGUCCGCUCUGGCUCCCAUUAUUAAAGAGCUUCGGUCUCUGAGGCAGUGCUGCCAGGAAUUAAGCCAGGAGUAUGAGGAGAAGAAGAUUCAAUAUGAAAGCUGUACCGCUGGUUUGGAGAGCAACAGAUCUAAAUUGGACCAGGAGGUGAAAGCACUUAGAGAGGAGACGUCACAGGAGGAAAACAGAUAUCAUUACAUCAACUCCAUGUCAGAGGUUAUUGAGAUGCAGAUUCAGCGGGCGGCCGAGGAGAUGAAGGCCUACGUGUCGUCCGAUCCCCAAGAGAAGAAGAAAGCCAUCAGGGAGGUGUACAUGAAGAACAUCUCAGAACAGGAGUUACUGGGCAAGAAGAUGCGUGAGAAGCAGAAGCUGGUGAGGGAGAGUCACGCCGCCAACAUGGAGCAGAUGAAGCUGUGGAGCGACCUGCAGCAGCUGAUGGAGUGUAAGAGGCAGUGCUUCAUCCGAGCCCAGAGCCAGGCCUCCAUCGGGCAGGUCAUCCAGGAGGGGGGCGAGGACCGGCUGGUGCUGUGAGGAGAGCCAGGCAGGGUCAACCACAGGUCACACACACACUCUCUCUCUCUUCAGCUUGUGAUAACCACAGUUGUUUCAUACUUGCAACCAAAAACAAGUUCAGAUAACCAGACGUUGACUCAUUUCCGGGUUUUAGGACUCCUUCCUGCACCACUAUAAAGUCAUAUAGGUUUUCACAUAUAAGGAAUUUAGUUUGGAACCAUGGUGCACACAUUAACACAGUGACAUAGAUGUAGUAUAGCACGAUUAUAGCAUUUUAGCUCUGUAUAACUAUAGGUUUAAACACUGGUAAAUAGUGAAAAUACCAAUCAUAGUGCUUAAAGAUAGUUUUAGAGCUGCAUAGUAAUAUAUGAAGGCUUUAAAACACAACGAUAAAGACAUAUAUGCAGAUCUCAAAGCAUUAUUAGUAUGUUUCUAAUGCACUUUAGACAUUAAACGUGCUACCACAUGUUAUUUUCUGCUUUAGUUAUCCUUUAUUGCAGAUAUUUGCGUUACAUUUGAUCAGUUUCAUCACUUCAUACGUUCAUCCUUCACUAUUCAACCAAAGGAAUAGAAGUAGAAGUAAUGAGCGAGAGUGAAAGAGAAUCGAUAACGAAAGAAGAUCCUUGGUUUUGAUGACUCUGUUAGAGAUCCUUUGGGAAUAAAGCUCUUAAAGGAGGUGUGUGUGGAGGUGUUGCAGGACUCUGGUUUUCGCUCCCUCAUCUUUAAGAGCCGCUUACAGUCUCUGUCCGGAGAUAAGAGCAGACAAAGUGCUGCUCUCGGGGUUGUGGCCGCGCUCGGACUAUUUUUAUCCUCCACUAACGUGACCUUGGAGAGCGAGUCUGGGCGAGUUCACAGUCAGCUCCUUCAGGCAGUGAGGAGGAUACCUUCAUAUGUUUCUGCCUUGUGAAUAUACAUAACAGCCUCAUUUCAAGAUGCUCGUUGAUAUUUAAGACAAGGAUAGUUAUCUUUGUUGUUCGUGUGUUCUGAUUAAGUGUAUUCUGCAUUAACUUUGACUCUUGUUUCAUUAAAAAUCUCCUCGAAAAAACGAAUCACUAAGUUCAUUCAGUCCAUAAAUUGCCAGUUAUGAUAAGGAUGCAUUCACAUAUCUGAAUUAAAACAGAAAUGGACUCCCAUUUACUAAAAUAAAGUGUUGCGGUUAAUCUGUGCACUGUUUCCUUGUUUUAAAGAAGUAUUAUGGAAUAAUGUGUUGCUUUUAUAUCAUGUGAAUAUAUAAGAGUGUUUCUCAAACAUUUUCCAAUAACCAAAAUGAGAGGCACAAUACAUCGCUUCACCAUCAGUGUGGCAUUAACCAAAAAAGCAUGUUUUAUAUCUGAAAAACACUUUGAAUGUUACACUUCAGUCCACCCCUGUAUUCAUGGCAAACCGGCUGCUGGCUCUGGAGCUUUUAAGACCCUCCUCUUCCAGGUGCACCUCGUCAUGCACCUCGUUACAGUGAUGCAGAUCACCUGCGAAGAACUACUGAGGGGAAUACAGCCUCCAUUAAAGCCAGGAGCGGAGGUGUGAUGUUUUCCGGGUUGUCUCUAUGCACGCGGGUAUGCCAUCCUCUUUAAUGUGCCGUCUCAGAAAAAGGAUGAGCCAUAUCCAAUUUGGGAGUCAAAGAUCGGAGUCAUUGUGACCUCUCAAAAAUCACUUUUGGGCAUAACUCAAAAAUUCGAGCGUUAAAUAUGACAAUUUCACACAAAUGUGUGAUGGAAUAAAUGAAUGAUUUGAUGACAUUUUGUAUGUAAACGGCACCUAAACUGGAAAGCAUAGGCUUAGACUGCAGGGUUUGUGGUUCAGGUCAUUAUUGCAUUGUUACAGGAAUGACUGAUAUUUCUGUAAUCAACUUUUCUUUCCUCCAAAGCACACCUAGGUUAGAAACACUGAUCUACAGCAAGACAAAUGCAACAUGAAGGAAGCCAAUCCAUUUUCCAAUCCUGUGCACCAAUGCCUUUAUUUACUAUUUACUAGGUUAUUAAGUUUAAAUGUGACCACCUAGCACGCACAAACCUGUGUCCCCGUACACUUGUGUCGGACUGCCUGUCGUUGAUCCUCACACAUGUCUUCAUGGAUGUUUCAGGGUCCGUCCUUCAGACACUGAAUCUGCUGCUGACAGUUUGUGUUGGCGGCUGCUGUGCCCCACAGAUCCAGUGUUCAUUACAAAAGGUCCCUGCAGAGUGCCACGUUGUUUUUAUUACCGCGCCUUCGGCUUCCUGGGGUCACAUUUAAGACGUGUUAACAGACGACGCACGCCACUCCCGUAAAACAUCUUCGUAAAACAUCUCGCAGUUAUUUUAAUCCCAAAGACAUUUAAAGACUGCUAACUGCAUCAAGCAGAGGACACCAGCUGCCCGUCCAUCAUGCAUCAUCGUGUGCGGCCUCACCAAAAGUAUUUCUAUGUGCAUUAAUGUAAAUGUGUUACAAGUUAAAGUUCUGCAUUCUGCAAAAUAAAAGCGUUAUUAUACCGUUUAAACUUAAAGAGGUCCUGUUAUGCUUUUGGGGGGUUUGUUUGCUUCAGUGACAUCACUAUGGAACGCUUUUGCUUCUAUUGGCUAGCGCUCCAUCACAUCGUACGUGAUAGGCUAAGGGGCGGGACAUCUCUAAGCGGUUCGCCAUACGCAACAGAGCCGGCCAGCUGACCAAUCAGAGCAGAAUGGGCUCUGGUUUCAGACAGAGGGUGAAAAGAGGGGCACAGGCAGUCUGAGAAACAUAAAGAGCUUUGUGAACAUUAAAGCAUGGAGACAUGUCCCAGGAGGGUGGCCAGUUCAAGUCCUGAUUGGAGCAAAAAUACUGAAGUGGACCGGUAGCUGAAGCUGAACCUCGUGGGUGACGGUGAUGUGUCCUUGAGCAAGGCACCAAACCCCAGCAGCUCCGAGUGCAGGACGACUGGCCGCCCCUCAGCUCUGCCACCUCUCUACUGUUCAUUAAUGAAAGUCUGUCUUUAAAAACCCUGGAGGAGUUUUGCAUUAAAUAGUUUGUGGGAACUCUGUAUGUUGCUUUACUUUGAGCCCAGAGUGUUUGUUGUUAUUGUCUUUUGCAUUAUCACUGCCUUUGUGCUGAAUCUAAAAUAAUCAAUGAAACCCCGUGAAGAAGACAGUGGGGGGGGGGGGGGGGGCUCACACGUCUGCAGCACAUGGUCAGCCUUCACAGUUGUUAUGCAGAUGUUGUAAUCAGGUGUUGUGUGUCUUUAUUCAGCCACUGUAAAUCCUUUCUCUCUCACACAAACACACACACACACACACACACACACACACACACACACACACACACACACACACACACACAUCUGAGGCUUUUAGUUUUUUAUUCUGAGCAUGGAGUCAUUCCUGCUGUAUGCAAACGGGCCCUGUGUGGAGUGUAAAUGAGGGAGUGCCACAAUGAGACGAGGGGCCCCUGUAAUGAGAUGCCUGUAGUCCGAGGGAGUUUGUAGAGUGCUCAGGGAAUCUUACAGAAGCAGGUCAAACUUAACUGUGUGUGUGCAGUGCAGGGUGUUUGUAAAACUGGAGUGGAGUAUGUAUAAAAGAGCAGGGAAUCAAAAAUAUGUAUUUGGGAGAUUUUGAUUUUCCACAGUCCGAGUACAAGUACCACUCAGUUUCCUACAUGACUAUAUUUAGGUAUAAGUUCUUUUGGUUAGGUAUUCUUCUUUCUGUGUCUCUGUGUGCACCACUUACACCAAGGCAAAUUCCUCGUAAACCUGAUUCUGAAGUAGGGAGGUUUUUAAAACAGGGGUGUCUGUAUUUCCAUUUGGAAUUGGUCAAAUGUUUGGUAUGAAACUGAAAUAAAAAGGAAUAAUAAAUAUGUUUAAAAUAUGUGUUCGAAGAGGCUGUCAAUGAUUCCUUAUUUC
Eleginops maclovinus (Patagonian blennie) is the source of this 6156-nucleotide messenger RNA. It is a transcript of the gene ift81, whose product is annotated as intraflagellar transport 81 homolog. NCBI's taxonomy places the organism in Eukaryota, Metazoa, Chordata, Actinopteri, Perciformes, Eleginopidae. The record is from RefSeq and is a predicted model, not a curated record. Gene Ontology annotation, cellular component: cilium; centrosome; intraciliary transport particle B. Gene Ontology annotation, biological process: intraciliary transport; cilium assembly. Gene Ontology annotation, molecular function: tubulin binding. The transcript is spliced from 18 exons. The coding region runs from base 300 to 2330 and encodes 676 amino acids.